This is a messenger RNA of Myzus persicae (green peach aphid), 1766 nucleotides long. RefSeq lists its product as uncharacterized. Gene Ontology annotation, molecular function: nucleic acid binding. The record is from RefSeq and is a predicted model, not a curated record. Lineage: Eukaryota; Metazoa; Arthropoda; Insecta; Hemiptera; Aphididae. The coding region runs from base 807 to 1766 and encodes 319 amino acids. The transcript is spliced from 2 exons.
GCUCCGCGUAUUUUCAUUAAAAAUUAUUAAUAAAUCGCCGAGUGGCAAAUUUUUGGUACGGGCUACCAGAACGCGCGACGCUGCGUAGCAAAAACCGGUCGGCGACUACGCACAAUUUUGAGGUACACUGGUUUUCUAUAAGUUAGGUUAGGUUAGAACAGAUUAACUGAUAAGUCAGCUGCUCGGCUGUCAAAACAUUAGUUUUUGUAUAUUAUCUAUAUCAUCAUAGAACAUGCUAAACAUGAUAUUAUCACAGAAAAAAAAUAUUUUGCCAUGAUAGGUACUGUUAACAUCUUUGAAUUUGUAUUUUUAUGCUAUUAAAUAUUUUUUGUGAUAAAUAAAAAUAAUUCGUACAUCACUCAUUACCUAGCUGUUGAACAACGGUCAUUCUGCUUAGUACUUAUUAUAAUAAAUAUAAGGAGGUAACUGUUGACUAGUGAUUACUAAUUAACCAUUGUCCAUUCGUAAAUCUGAAAUCAUAAAUCAUGAAUGAAAGUGAUGAAUCUAAAAGGUCCAAGAGAAAUGGCAGUAUGAGUAUACUAUCUUAUUUUUGUAAAAAACCUAGAAACAAUGAAUGUGUUGAAUCGGAUAAUAAUAGUUGCUCUACAAUUUCAAAUAAAUUAGCAAUUGAAGUAAAUCAAGUAACUGAUCCAUGUAAAGUCAUAUUAGUCAAUAAUACUGUGACAGAUUUUUCUUCAGUUUCUCAGCAGGUAAUAUUUCUUUAAUAAAAUAAAAAUAGUUUUAUUGAUAUUAAUGCCAAUUUGCCCAAUUUUUCACGCUCCUCACUCCAUAGAUUAUUACAUUUUAUGGAAUUCGAAUUUGUUAAACGUGGUCGAAAUAGCGCAAUGAUUGAGCGAAAAGAAAUUGUUGUUUGGCGAAGAAAUUAUUUAUUGGAUAUUCGGCAAUAUCGUAUGGAGGGUCGCCCAAUAUACUAUUUGGACGAAACUUGGGUAAAUGCUGGUGACGUACCGAAUAAAAUAUGGUGCGAUAAAUCUAUUAAAUCUGCGAGAGAUGCGACAAAUAAAGGUCUUACAACGGGAGCAGUAAAUCCUAGUGGAAAGGGGAAACGCCUGAUAGUUUGCCAUAUAGGAUCGGAAGAUGGAUUUGUUUCUGACAGUCUUCUGUGCUUUGAGUCUAGGAAAAACACUCAAGACUAUCACGAUGAAAUGAAUGGCGAUUGUUUCCGUGAAUGGUUGGAAGGUGUUUUACCUAGACUCAAAGAUAACGCAGUGAUUGUCAUGGAUAACGCUCCGUACCAUUCAGUGAAACAAGACAAAUGCCCAACGACAAAUACCAAAAAACAAAAAAUUAUCGAAUGGCUCGAGAGUAAAGGAGAGGUUAUUAGUAGACCAAUGGUUAUUCCAGAGCUACUUACCAUUGUGGACAGGCUGAGACCCUUGUACAAUAAAUAUGUCAUUGAUGAACUAGUCAAAAAACAAAACAAAACAAUUCUUCGAUUGCCACCUUACCACUGCGAGCUCAAUCCUAUUGAGCUCGCAUGGUCAAUUGUAAAAAACCAUGUGAGGAUGAAUAACAAAACAUUUAAGCUCAACGACGUAAAACAAUUAUUAAUAGAAGGUGUAGAAAGAGUUGAUGCCGACAUGUGGAAAAACUUCAUUAAACAUACAAUAGAAGAGGAGGAAAAAUUGUUUAAGAUGGACUUUGUGGUGGAUGAAUUGAUGGCUGAAAAAGAACCAUGUGUUUUAAAUGUUGAAAGUGAUGAUGAUGACUCGGACGAUUUUAACGACGUUGUACCUCUACCAUAA